This is a messenger RNA of Liolophura sinensis, 1112 nucleotides long. Its product is annotated as death domain-containing protein CRADD-like. Gene Ontology annotation, biological process: regulation of apoptotic process; signal transduction. NCBI's taxonomy places the organism in Eukaryota, Metazoa, Mollusca, Polyplacophora, Chitonida, Chitonidae. Gene Ontology annotation, molecular function: protease binding; death domain binding. The record is from RefSeq and is a predicted model, not a curated record. Bases 15 to 662 code for a protein of 215 amino acids. The transcript has 3 exons.
AGAACAGCGACAUCAUGAAUGACAUGGAUAAAACUCGAUUAAGGAUCAACAGGAGUCUUAUUUUACAAGAGGUUCGAAUUGAACAUGUACGGGAUUUCCUGUACCAGGAGGGAAUAAUUAGUGAAGAGGAUAUGGACAGAUGUGGGAAUGUGACUAAAACACCCAGAGAGAGAAUUGCUUGUUUACUGGACCUUUUACCGCGUCGAGGACCAGAGGCUUACAAGGCUUUUUGCUCUGGUUUACAGGAGACAUACCCUUGGGUAGUCGAAAAACUGAAUUCAACACCUAUUCCAGAAACACAAACAAAGACGCUGAGCUCAACAGUUUUACCAAAUAAGGAAAUGAAUACCGGUGAAACGUCUGAAAGGCAGAGGAUACGAGAACCUUACACAGAGUUGAAUCAUACUGUCAUUAAAAUUGUAACCCGGAGCGAAGCCCUGAAUAAGUAUAAGGAUGUUGUGAGAGCUUUAGGGGUACCUCAACCAGAUAUAGAUCAGAUCGAGUAUGCAAACUUCAGAGAUCUUCAAGAACAGUUUUACCAGUGCCUAUUGAAGUGGCAAAGUAGAGAAGGAAGAAAUGCUACAGUUGUUAGGUUAAUAGAAGUUUUGAGGGAAGAAGAUUAUAACAGUGUUGCAGACAAACUUGAUGGAUACAUAGACUGAGAUGUUGGUCGGGACACAGUUACCUCUAAUGUAUUCAGUCUUCAUUGAUUGAAUGUACAAUGUAUGAUCGUCAUGAUGUCAUUGCUUUUUAUAGGUCAUGCCUUUUACGAAAUUUUGUAUAAGUGAAAAAAUCUUCAGUAUUAAAUAACAAUGAAAUAAGUGAAUAAAUUUUAAGGAUAUAUGGUGUGUACAUACAUUUACGUAACCAAACAUAAAUUGAGGAAUGUAUAUGUGGUAAGACACGAUGGGCUACGUGUGAAACUCAGCUUCACAGGUUACAUUAUUCUAUCUAUUUAAACAUGCAUGUCUUGCAGAAGUAACUUUUACAUGCAGACAUAACAUGUGUUGCUAACUGGCCAUCGAAGCAACAGUGUCAUAGUGACAGAGCAUCUGUGUAGUAGAGUACAGAUGGUCUCUGUCUGAAAGGCACAGUGUAGUGUUGUAGAGCAU